AAUGUAAUAUAAAGUAAGUUUGAACACUGACCUCCUUUCGUAAGAUAAGAUUGAUAUGAAUGGUUGACAAUAAUGCCGACCAUUUUGCUUAGUAUGAUUUACAUCGGGUUGUUGAGUGGAACAAUACUGCUUCUGACCUCAAGUGUUAAUGGAUUUCUUGUUAACAACCAUUUGCCUCAGCCGUAUGUAUGUAAUUUUGAGCAGUCACAAUGUGGAUUUAACGGAAGUGUCUCUAUGCACGGAAUGGAAUGGGCACGGCUAAAUGUUGCUCUUGGUCAUACUUUCUUGGAUACAGACAACACUUUUCAUACUAAAGGUCAAGGAUAUGUGAUGUUCGCCAACGGCAAGGAUAGCACUCAUUCCGGAGAUAUUGUCAAAUUCGAAUCAAAGCCAUUGAAGUUUCCGCCAAGAUCGCACAUAUCAGUCGGGUUUUCGUACAUCUUCUCGGAGGCUCACACCCAUCCGAUGACUUUGUCUGUUUACCUAACAUCUGGAGGACAAUCACACACACCUAAUUGGGUCAAAACUGGUCACUUGUCUUCAUUGAGACCUCGUUGGCAUAGAGUUUGUUUAGGAACAUCAAUUGUAAGCGAUGACGUCACUGUUGUCUUUGAAGCGAAAGUAUCAUAUAAUUCAAAUAACGGAAAUCUUGCAAUUGAUGACGUCGUAAUUGAACCGGGAACCAGUUGUCAUUUGUACAAUCACCUGUCUACGCCGCCGCCCUCUAUAACUACGACUACGCAUUCUAGCGCAAAUGUAUCUUCAGUGACUUGUAACUUUGACUUACCAAGUAUUUGUGGUUACCUUAACAGAAAUUCUGGCGACAACUUCAACUGGUUAAGACACCAGAUGGCUACACAAUCGGUGGGCACCGGACCAAACAGUGAUCACUCAUCGGGGAGAGGUUUCUACAUGUAUAUAGAAACAUCUUCACCCCGAGUUAAAGGUGACAUUGCAAGAAUAGAAUCACCGUCAUUCACCGCCGCCGGACACCAGCGGUUGACAUUUUGGUAUAAUGUUUAUGGUAGAACCAUUGGAAGUCUGAAAGUUUAUCUGGACACAAAUGAUGUACUAGGAUCUCCAGUUUUUGUCCAGUCUCAAGGUACUAACACAUCGACUUGGCAGCGGGAAUGUAUACAAAUUACCAAAAUGUCCUCAAAUAUGAAGAUAGUUUUCGAGGGUGUGGUUGGCAGUGGUUACCAAGGUGAUAUAGCUAUAGAUGACGUCAUUUUGGAUCAUGGUGACUGUAAGAAUGACGUGGACCCAACGAUACCAACAGUGACUUUAAAUUUUGGUCACUGGUUGUCGUGGGGUUCAUGGAGUAGUUGUUCACACACAUGUGGUGUUAGUACCAAACAUCGUACCAGACAGUGCUCUAGUACUAUAUGUGAUGCUGGACAAAACAGUCAAACAUUGCUGUGUCAUACAAAUACAUGUCCAGAUUCAGGUCACUGGCUGGAAUGGGGCUCUUGGAGUUCUUGCUCCCAUACAUGUGGCUUCAGUACAUCACAUCGCACGAGAAAUUGUUCAAGUAGUACGUGCUCCGCCGGACAAAGCCAUCAAACGCUGCUCUGUCAUAUGAACGCAUGCUCUGUAAAUGGAGGUUGGUCACACUGGUCCACAUGGUCGAAAUGCUCUACGUCAUGUGAUUUAGGAACUUUAACACGUGCUCGUUCAUGUACUAACCCAGUGCCAGCCCAUGGUGGUGCUCAGUGUUCGGGGAACAAGACAGAGACGCAUGAAUGUUCUGUAGGACCGUGUCCUUCUUGGUCACUUUGGUACAACGGUCAGUGUAGUUCGUCCUGUGGAAAUGGCACAAUGGAGCGAAUCCGCACGUGCAGUUCUGGUACAAACUCCGACUGUCCUGGUGACGGAAAACAAUUGAUCCCUUGUGUAGGAACCGAAUGUAUUUAACAUGCUGUUUUCAUUAAGCCAUUUAAAGAAAUAUUACAAAAGUA
This is a messenger RNA of Ruditapes philippinarum (Manila clam), 1958 nucleotides long. Its product is annotated as MAM and LDL-receptor class A domain-containing protein 1-like. The record is from RefSeq and is a predicted model, not a curated record. The transcript has 12 exons. The coding region runs from base 73 to 1914 and encodes 613 amino acids. Gene Ontology annotation, cellular component: membrane. Lineage: Eukaryota; Metazoa; Mollusca; Bivalvia; Venerida; Veneridae.